AUGGUGAACACAAGACACACCACUUUCGAUCCUACUAACCAAGAGCUGGGUAAUGGAGAACCAUUGGCCAGCCAGCCUUUUCCUCAGAGUCCACCUGAGGACACUCCCCAUCAGAUGUCCCAGCCCGACGAGUCGCAAAACUAUGAAGGUGGAGCAGAAUACGAAGAGGACUACUAUGAGGAAGAGGGAAAUGAAGGGGAAUACCACGACCUAGAGCCUGAGGAUCCUGAGAUCCCAGAAGGAGUGGAUCCCAACCAGGAGGAUCCAGAGGUGUCUAGACUGAGGCAGCAAGUUCUGGACCAAGAAGCCAGGAUUGUUGAGCAGAAGGAGGCCACUCGGCGGAUGCAAGAGUCCCUCCAAGCCUUACAAGCUUUCAUAGCCACCCAGGGUUCGGCGGCUAAUCCCCCAGUUGUCCCACCUCCAGGAAUGCAACCGCCAGCUCUGCAGGCCAGAAAUGGCGCCCCUGAAGACGCGAGCCUAAUCCCUCCUCAGGGACAAGCUCCCGAGCAAGGCCUGGGAAACCCGGACCGAGAGAAGAGGAAGACUGGGGCAAUCCCCCAGAGGAAAAACCCUUCUGUCCAGAAAGCCAGAACCUGUCCCCGGCCGCUCCUUAGGAAAGAGAAGGUGCACCCCGUCCCAGGACAGGGCCACACGAUCAAUCUGCAAGGGACGCGACCACAAGGCACCAGGCCCCGGUAUGCCCCGGGGCAGGCCGGAUGGGAACGAUCUUUACAUCCCAGCGCUUUAGUGAACAAAAUCCGCCAGGAGCGGCCACGUAACGAUGAGCAUCACACCCUCAGCUCUAGGGACGAUACGUCCCGGGUAGACCUGCGCGAAGGGAUGAAUGCUCGAAAGGAGCAGGCCCGCAAGUAA
Molecule: messenger RNA, 873 nt
Organism: Humulus lupulus (European hop)
Lineage: Eukaryota; Viridiplantae; Streptophyta; Magnoliopsida; Rosales; Cannabaceae
Exons: 1
Coding region: 1-873 (290 amino acids)
Source: RefSeq, a predicted model, not a curated record